GGAAACUGGACUGUCAAUGUCAAAGGAUCCUGGAUCAGCUGUUAGCUGUCGAUCCUCAGCACAACAUCCACUGAUAACGGAUCGGUAACGCGACCACCGGGACAAAGACGCGCCUCCUAUGAAGAUUGAAGUCAGAGGCUCAGCAGCUUCUCACCGUUUCCAGGCAGCAUGAACUCCCUCCCAGGAAGAGCCGCUCUGUCCCUGUGCAGGCGCACGGCUGCAGCGGGCGGGAUGAGGGUCUUCGCCGGCUCUCCGGGUCACCCAGCCGGGGUAAUGCCGGCCUCUCUGCAGGCUGUGCGGGUCUGCCACUCCGGGACGAACCGCAAGGCCAGUGUGAGCACCAAGAAGAGGGGCUACGACAUCACCAGAAACCCCCAUCUCAAUAAGGGAAUGGCAUUCACUUUGGAAGAGCGCUUACAGCUGGGCAUCCACGGCCUGCUGCCGCCCUGCUUCCUGUCCCAGGAUGUGCAGGUGCUGCGUGUCAUGAAGAGCUAUGAGACACGCGUCAAUCCUCUGGACAAGUACAUCCUGCUGAUGACGCUGCAGGACAGGAACGAGAAGUUGUUUUACCGCUUGCUCACCUCUGACAUCGAGGAGUUCAUGCCCAUCGUGUACACCCCCACUGUCGGCCUGGCCUGUCAACAGUACGGACUCGCCUUCAGGAGACCACGAGGACUCUUCAUCACCAUCCAUGAUCGAGGCCACAUUGCCACCAUGCUCAACUCCUGGCCUGAAGAAGACAUAAAGGCCAUUGUGGUGACAGACGGGGAGCGUAUCCUCGGCCUGGGCGACCUGGGGAGCUACGGUAUGGGCAUUCCUGUUGGGAAGCUGGCGCUCUACACAGCCUGCGGCGGUGUUCGGCCGCAGCAGUGUCUCCCUGUGCUGCUGGACGUCGGCACUGACAACCAGACGCUGCUCGAUGACCCCCUGUACAUAGGGUUGAAGCACAAGAGAAUCAGAGGAAAGGAGUACGAUGAGCUGGUCGACGAGUUCAUGCAGGCCGUGACAGACAAGUACGGGAUGAACUGUCUGAUACAGUUUGAGGAUUUCGCCAACAGCAACGCCUUUCGCAUCCUCAACAAAUACAGGAAUCGAUAUUGCACCUUCAAUGACGACAUCCAGGGCACGGCCUCAGUAGCUGUUGCAGGGAUCUUAGCUGCUCUGAAGAUCACUAAGAACAAACUCUUAGACCACACCGUUGUUUUCCAGGGAGCAGGCGAGGCUGCUCUGGGAAUCGCUCACCUGCUCAUGAUGGCGAUGGCCAAAGAAGGAGUAAGCAGAGAAGAAGCUGCCAAGAGGAUCUGGAUGGUGGACUCCAAAGGUCUCAUUGUGAAGGGACGAGGUCAUCUUAACCACGAGAAGGAGGAGUUCGCUCAUGAUCACCCGCACAUUAAGACGCUGGAGGAGGUGGUGCAAACCAUCAAACCCACCGCCAUCGUAGGAGUGGCAGCCAUCCCAGGAGCAUUCACUGAGAAGAUUAUCAAAGACAUGGCGGCCUUCAACGAGAGGCCAAUCAUCUUCGCUCUGAGUAAUCCCACCAGCAAGGCGGAGUGCACAGCGGAGCAGUGCUACAAGCUCACAGAGGGCCGGGGCAUCUUCGCCAGUGGAAGUCCGUUCAACAAGGUGACGCUGGCUGAUGGACGCACCUUCUUCCCCGGCCAGGGAAACAACGCCUACGUCUUCCCUGGAGUGGCUUUGGGUGUUAUUGCUUGUGGAGUGCGCCACAUAACUGACGACAUCUUCCUCACCACAGCAGAGGCGAUAGCGGACAUGGUAACAGAGGAGCAUCUGGCUGAGGGACGACUCUAUCCUCCUCUCAACUCCAUAAGAGAGGUGUCCUUCAAGAUCGCAGUGAAGAUUGUCAACUAUGCAUACAAACACAACAUGGCUUCGCUGUAUCCGGAGCCUAAAGACAAGGAGGCGUUUGUGCUGUCUCACAUCUACAGUCCAGAUUACGACUCCUUCACUCUGGACACAUACAGCUGGCCACAGGAGGCCAUGAACGUCCAGGACGUGUGAUGUCUCUCUCUCAAUAUGCUGCUGUGGUGUCGCGUGUCCACGUUCAGAAACGUUGCCAAUGAUUCUCGCCUUUUAGCUUUUUUGUUUCUUUCUUUCUUUUAUGUUAUAAAUGUCAGUAAGUCUCUGUCCCCCAUUACUGAUGAAAAGGCACUGUUAUUCUCUACGACCUCUUAAGUGUUGAAUUGUCAAGUUGUCUACUCUUUAAAGUGCUGUACUUUUUCUUUUAUCUGCAUUUGAUUGAAGAUCUAAAUGAAUAAAAUAAUUUAUAGCCGCACAAACAAACAGCAUAUCAAAUAUAAGUGCGACCUCUAUAACUUACACUCCUUACACUUAAAUAUUCAGCUAAGAUGUUGUGGUAUUCAGCGCUUGCAGUGACUCAAAAUCUGUUUUUUGAGAGAGCUGGUGCAUAAAAUAAGAAAACAGUGGCUCACAGUAACGCACAAUGCUUCUUCUUGUCUUGACGCAAAGAAAAGGAGGACUCAUUCUGAAGCUUGAAAAAAAGAUGGAAUAGGAAACUCUUAGUGCCUCUUUCUGUGUGACCUCAGGACAUCACUGCUCCACAUUAUGAGUUAAAAUCUUUGUCGAGGACACAUCUGGCUCAUAACUGUAGUUGCUUCUUCAUAUUUUACACUCCUGUCUAUCUACGCACGCUCGACUAAAAACACUCUCUGCCUCCCUGUGAGAAUUGGUUAUUUCUGAUGAAGGGACUUCUGUCUUUUUGAAUGUGAUCAGAGGAGGUAUUGUUGGGAUUUAGAGGUUUUUUAUUGCAUACAAUGGUGUUUUUCCUUUAGUUUUGUACAGAGCUCUCUGCCUGUUGUGGUGUUUUUGCCAAAGUUACUGAUUAACUGUAUCUUAUCUUUUACUCCUAGAAAACAUGAUGCUCUGCAAGCUUUAGUACUGACAGAAAUGCCUGAAGUUUUUAAAGGGAACAUGAAACUUUUUGAAUAAAAUUGUCAACAAAAAUGA
Plectropomus leopardus (leopard coralgrouper) is the source of this 2985-nucleotide messenger RNA. It is a transcript of the gene me3, whose product is annotated as malic enzyme 3, NADP(+)-dependent, mitochondrial. Lineage: Eukaryota; Metazoa; Chordata; Actinopteri; Perciformes; Serranidae. Gene Ontology annotation, molecular function: NAD binding; malate dehydrogenase (decarboxylating) (NADP+) activity. The record is from RefSeq and is a predicted model, not a curated record. Gene Ontology annotation, biological process: malate metabolic process; pyruvate metabolic process. Gene Ontology annotation, cellular component: mitochondrion.